CACCCCCUUCCUUAUAAAUUGCUUCAUCUGAUCCUCCUGCUGCCACUUUGUAAUCUGCCUUUGAGGAUUUGUUUACACGCAGCGACACGAACACGACACACAACAACAUGAGGACCGUCGGGUGGAGUGUUUUGGUUUUAUCGUUUGCCUUUCUUGCUUCAGCUCAAGUACCAAAGACAUGCUCUCCACCGCCCGAAUACCCGCACACCACACUGGACCAGAGAUACAAGACCAUGCAGAAGUUCGUCAGCGGGGAGAAAGUUUAUUAUAACUGCGCAGAGGAUUUCACUCCCGCCAGAGGUAUGCGGGCUGUGCAGUGUGAGGAUGGAAAAUGGACCAAACUGACUCUAAAAUGCGAAAAGAAAUCAUGCGGCAAUGCCGGGGAUCUACCUAAUGGUCAGUUUGAGUAUGAAGGGAAUUCAUUCCUCGGGGAGAAGGUUUAUGCUAUAUGCAAUGAAGGAUACACUGUGAAAGGACUCAACUAUAUGAUAUGCAAGAAGACUGGCUGGACAGGUGACUUUCCAUCUUGUGAAGAGGGAGUAGCCACCUGUUCCAGCCCUGCCGUGUCCAACUCUGUGAGCAGUGGUGGAGAUGUUUCUGUGUACCAGGUGGGAGACGGCCUGACCUUCACCUGCAGUCAGGGUUUCCAGUUGGAUGGAGCUCAACAGAUCACCUGUGGUUCUGGUGGCCAGUGGCAGCCUCUACCCCCUCGGUGCCUGCCUUCACCUGAUAAAACUCAGGAUCUUGAUAAAGAAACAGGUGGAUGUGGCGUGCCAGUAACCAGCAGCAACUCAAACGCCCACCUUGCUGACAUGUACAUCACAAAGACAUCUUUUGCUUCUGGUGACACAGUCCAAUACAAGUGCGACGUUGGACACAUUCAAGCAGGAGGCAGCAGGUAUCGCAAGUGUAUCAACGGAAAGUGGACAACACUGCGGCUAAAAUGUGAAA
Messenger RNA from Morone saxatilis (striped sea-bass), 951 nucleotides. Its product is annotated as complement receptor type 1. The record is from RefSeq and is a predicted model, not a curated record. NCBI's taxonomy places the organism in Eukaryota, Metazoa, Chordata, Actinopteri, Moronidae.